Molecule: messenger RNA, 576 nt
Organism: Rotaria socialis
Lineage: Eukaryota; Metazoa; Rotifera; Eurotatoria; Philodinida; Philodinidae
Source: the annotation of a GenBank genome assembly
AUGGAGCGAUACCAACACUUUUGUAAAAAUACAGGAUCAACGCUCUGUGGAAAAAUCCAUACAGUGGUAUCCGGUGAUUCAUGCUGGAGUAUCGGACAAGCAAAUUCGGUAACAGUAACUCAAAUACAAUCACUGAAUCCGACCCUUGGUCAAAAUUGUGAUCUCACAGUAGGUAAAAUCCUAUUAAUUCAACCUGCUUGCUCCGUCGAAUCAACGCCCUGUGGAAAAACCUAUACAGUUAUAUCCGGUGAUUCUUGUUGGAGUAUCGGACAAGCAAAUUCGAUAACAGUAGCUCAAUUGCAAUCGCUAAAUCCUAGUCUUGGUCAAAAUUGCGAUCUAACAGUAGGCCAAAUCCUAUUAAUGCAACCUGCUUGCUCCGUCGAAUCAAUGCCCUGUGGAAAAACCUAUACAGUUAUAUCCGGAGAUUCUUGUUGGAGUAUCGGACAAGCAAAUUCGAUAACAGUGGCUCAGUUGCAAUCGUUGAAUCCGACUCUUGGUGAAAAUUGCGAUCUCACAGUGGGCCAAAUCCUAUUAAUACAAUCUGCUUGUAAUGGAUAUAGUACUGGUUGGUCAUGA